Neoarthrinium moseri is the source of this 1686-nucleotide messenger RNA. RefSeq lists its product as uncharacterized. Gene Ontology annotation, molecular function: transmembrane transporter activity. The record is from RefSeq and is a predicted model, not a curated record. Gene Ontology annotation, cellular component: membrane. The transcript has 8 exons. The coding region runs from base 1 to 1686 and encodes 561 amino acids. Gene Ontology annotation, biological process: transmembrane transport. Lineage: Eukaryota; Fungi; Ascomycota; Sordariomycetes; Amphisphaeriales; Apiosporaceae.
AUGGCGACCGUUCUUGUUAAAGGCGCCGAGAGCAAAGUGUACGCCACUGAGUCGACCACGUCUCUGGAUACAGCCGCCCCAUUGGGUUAUCCAUUGGAGGAGAAACGAUUCUUCUUUCAGAGGACUAAGACGUACAACCCCGAGGCUAUCGCAACUCUGCCUAGCGUUUUUGACGACCCCGAUACUGCAGAUAAAUACAAACCUAGAGAUGAUUGGGAGAACUUACAUCGGUUCGAUCCAUCUGCGAGAUGGAGCUGGAGGGAAGAGUAUGCCUUGAUCCGAAAGAUCGAUUUGCGCAUCAUGGUAUGGGCUUGUAUCAUGUUCAUGGCUCUUGAAUUGGACAGGACGAAUCUGCAACAAGCCCUGACCGACAACUUUCUCAAUGACUUAAAGCUGAUUACAGAUGAUUAUAACAUGGGAAACACAGUGUUCAAGCUGUCAUUCUUGUGUGCCGAGCUUCCCUCUCAGCUCGUUUCGAAGUGGAUGGGCCCCGAUCGAUGGAUCCCUGCCCAGCUAUGUCUUUGGAGUAUUGUUGCAAGCACUCAAUUCUGGCUGGAUGGGCGGGCUUCCUUCUUGGCAUGCCGAGCGCUUCUUGGUCUUCUACAAGGUGGAUUCAUUCCCGAUGUUAUCCUAUAUCUGUCGUAUUUCUACAAGCACCAUGAGCUCAACCUGAGACUAGGCUUUUUCUGGACAAUGAUGAGUGUUGCCGAUAUCAUGUCCGGCUUCCUCGCUUAUGGCAUAUUGCACACCCGUGGCCUCCAUGGCCAAGCUGGCUGGAGGUGGCUCUUCUUGUUGGAGGGUCUUCUAACCCUGGUUGUUGGAAUAUUCUCAUUUGCGUUGAUGCCUGCCGGUCCUUGCCAGACAGCAAGCUGGUUUCGAGGGAAGAAUGGUUGGUUUAGUGAAAGAGAAGAGAUAAUCAUGGUCAAUCGCAUCAUCCGCGAGGAUCCUAGCAAGAGCUCGAUGCAUAACCGCCAACCUAUCACACCGCGCCUUUUGUUCAAGAGUUUGCAAGACUUCGACCUCUGGCCGCUUUACAUCUUGGGACUGCUAUUCCAGGUUCCUGCAACACCUCCGCAGCAAUAUCUGACUUUGUCCCUGAAGAACCUUGGGUUUGAUACCUUCCAGUCCAACCUUUUAGCCAUCCCUUGGACUGUUGGACAUAUCAUCACAAUGCUGGCUCUAACCUAUGCUGCUGAGGUGUUUGGGGAGCUGACUCUCACAUCGUUGGUCGGACAGAUAUGGCUAUUACCGUUCGUGAUAUACCUUAACGUCGCCGAUACUGCCAACACCAACCGUUGGGUUAUAUGGACUGUUACAACAUUGCUCCUUUCUUACCCAAAUGCACACCCCAUCCAGGUCGGUUGGAAUUCUCGAAAUUCAAAUACUGUACGAUCUCGCACCGUAUCCGCAGCUUGUUACAACAUGUUUGUGCAAGCUGGGGGCAUUAUCUCAUCGAACAUCUACCGCUCCGAUGACGCACCUCUGUAUAGAAGAGGAAACAAGGCGCUCAUAGGAGUCCUUGCUGGGAACAUCCUUCUCUACCUUCUGACGAAAGCAUACUACGUGUCUCGUAACAAGCAGCGGGACCGUAAGUGGGAUGCCAUGACUGACCAGGAAAGGCUCCACUACCUUGCUACCACGACUGAUGAAGGCAACAAGAGGUUGGACUUCCGUUUCCAACACUAA